AUGCACAAUGACCGGCUUGUGCUUGCGGGUUUCGCCAGUUCGCUAAAAUCACCAAGGAACGAAUGCCAUACGAGCAAAUCUUAUAAUCAGAACCUCGCAGUCCUCUACCUUAGCGAGACUGCUAAGGGAAGUUCCCAAUCGUCCAUGGAGGACAGCGGCUCUGUGGCGAAGAAGUCUUCACAAAGAAUGUCCACAGAUGCUCUCAAAGGAAAAGAUGAUAACGCUUCAAUCGGCUCAGAUCAAUCGACUCAAGCUCCAAACGUAGCCGAAUCUGCGCAGAUGGAUAUGUACGAGACCAUCAUACCUGAUGUUUUCCAAGGACUGGUUUCUGAAAAUCUGACCUUCCACACCUACGUACUUUCUUUUAGCGCCAGUGACGACAGGUUCUCCUAUCGUAACUUUGCGCUGUUCUUGCCAUCAAAGUUGGAUGCCUCCCUCAAAAAUGGAAGCUUCGAACUGGAUUUGGGACGUGGAAGAAAUGCUGUGGUUCGGCUUGGCUCGAUGCAAAAUAUCAGCUUAGACAGUGAUAAGGUUGCUGCCGGAAAUCAGUUCUACGAGAAACUUUUUUCUACUUUAUGGCGACGACGGCUACCUCCAAUCCAUCUCCAGCCAUACUUACUUCUGCCACUGCUUCCUGGCAAGAUAAAUGUUUUGGAUGUGGACUGGAAAUGCGUUCAGUCUCUCACACCUCCAUCAAUAGUCUCAGACAACGAUGACGAAAGUGUUCUACAUUUUGCAAAUUAUUCAUUGCGAGCUACAGAUAUCAAAGCAGGACUGAUUCUUACAAAGCACACCAGGAAACCGUUAUUUUAUUCUCAUCUGGGUGUUCUCGAAGAAAUGACGGCGCAGAGCUCGUUUUUCAAUCACAACUAUAAUACGUAUUCCGACUACUUUCUGGAAGUGUAA
Selaginella moellendorffii is the source of this 906-nucleotide messenger RNA. RefSeq lists its product as uncharacterized. NCBI's taxonomy places the organism in Eukaryota, Viridiplantae, Streptophyta, Lycopodiopsida, Selaginellales, Selaginellaceae. The record is from RefSeq and is a predicted model, not a curated record. The coding region runs from base 1 to 906 and encodes 301 amino acids. The transcript is spliced from 5 exons.